Amorphotheca resinae ATCC 22711 is the source of this 1094-nucleotide messenger RNA. RefSeq lists its product as hypothetical. The record is from RefSeq and is a predicted model, not a curated record. The coding region runs from base 326 to 922 and encodes 198 amino acids. The transcript has a single exon. NCBI's taxonomy places the organism in Eukaryota, Fungi, Ascomycota, Leotiomycetes, Helotiales, Amorphothecaceae.
UCCCUCCCUCCCUCCCUCCCUCCCUCUCUCCCCAAUCAACCACGACGCCCAGCCCAGACUCAGAGUGGAGCACGUCCCAACAAAUGCAAAAUGCAAAUCAAUCAAAAAGAGCGCGUCGGCGGCGUAAACGGCGCGUUCGUUUGCCGGUUUUUUGUCUGUCGGGAUGGAUGAUGGAUGCCUGAGGUUUGUUUAUUUGGGGGGGGGGGAUCAUCGUGAGAUGGGGAGGAAAUGAAAUGUGUGCAUGGAAUGGAAGGGGAGUUGUGUAGGUAGGAGAGGGAGAGAGAUGGAAAGCUGAGGAAGGUUUUUGGCCUUUUUUUUUUUCUUGAUGGGCUUUUUUUCAUAUGAAAGCUGCUCUUUUUUAUUUCCAUUUUUAUGUUUCCGUCUUUCGUGUUUUCGCUACGAGAAAGAAAGACAGACAGAGGAGAGAGGUACACCUCUCCCCCCUCUCUCUCCCCCUCCCUCCCUACGAUACCUAAAUAACAAUACAAUCAAUCAAUCAAUCUCCUCCCAUCAUCUAUUCCCAUGCCUUCUCUUUAAUCAAACUACUACGCCUGCUACUCAAAGCGCCUACCUACCUACCUAUCCAACUAACAUAUAUUAUCUCGGGCAUACUCGGUUCCUGCAUAUGAUCUCCUGCAUAUUUACUUUUCUCAUUUCCCUCUAUUGUCUUUCUUUCUUUCUCUUUCGCUUUCCUUCUUCGCGAAAAUUACCUAUCGGUGGUGUCUGUCGGUGUCUGUCCACCCAGCAACCGAACGAUCGCGCGCGCGUCCCAGUCUCCAGAGGAGAUUCCUCAUCGACCAGGAUCUGUCUCUUUCGAGAUCCGGAAAAAAAAAAGACUCGAGAUUUCCUGCUCUCUCUCUCUCUCUCUCUCUCUCUCUCUCUCUCGAUCGAUCGAAUAGAUUUGUUUGCUGAUGAGGACUGACAAGACUUAACUCCCAUUUUUUAUGAUAGAGUAGAUAUCGGUGGAAUGAGAAGUAUGGAUGUCUGAGAUGAGGAAAAUGCUCGUGAUUGAUAUCUGUUUCUUUCUCUCUCGUGUGCGUUGGUAGAACGGAAAAAGAAGUUUAUGAUUAUUUAUUUAGAUCGCUGGUCUUUCU